Messenger RNA from Sporothrix brasiliensis 5110, 864 nucleotides. RefSeq lists its product as uncharacterized. Lineage: Eukaryota; Fungi; Ascomycota; Sordariomycetes; Ophiostomatales; Ophiostomataceae. Bases 1 to 864 code for a protein of 287 amino acids. The transcript has a single exon. The record is from RefSeq and is a predicted model, not a curated record. Gene Ontology annotation, molecular function: nucleic acid binding.
AUGGCACGGGAACAAUCUGGUACGCGCGGUACCUUUGCGCCGCCCCCCAAGCCGGAACUCAUCACGAGUCUCGGAUCUCUACGCUCCUUUCUCGCUACGGUCUGCUCCUCUGCCCGCCUCUACAUUGAGCUUCAUGGCCACCGCCUCAGCCGCCUGGGCGACCUGACGCUCAUGACAGUUCGCGCGUAUCCGCACCCCGAAAUCUACGUCAUCGACAUCCAGUCGCUCGGCCACGAAGCGUUCACGGCACGCUCCGUCUUUGGCCUCACGCUGCAGUCGGUCCUCGAGAACCCGGGCCUCCGCAAGGUCUUUUGGGACGUCCGCGACGCCGCCGACGCUCUCUGGGGCCAUCACGGCGUACGCAUCCAGGGCGUGGUGGACCUGCAGCUGCUCGAGAACGCAAGUCGCCGGAGCCGGCCGCCCUGUGAGGGCCCGGAGCGCCACAGUCGCAGCGGCAACGGCAGAGGCACUGGCAGAGGCCGUGGCGGCGUGCGUGGUCGCUCGCAAACCUAUGUCCAGGACCUCGACACGGCCAUCCGUCGGGAUCUGUCCGUGUCGGCCGCAGAAGGCGAGCACAUUGCUCGGCUGCGGCGCGUCAUGGCGAGCCGCCUGUCGUUGACGGCGUUUCGCCUGCGGCCGCUCGACGACGACACAGCCGCGUUCUGCGCCAACGGCAUUCGAUACCUGCCCCAGCUGCACACCGUCUACAUGGAGCGCAUCACGGGCGAGUGGCUGCGCAAGGUCAAGAUGGAGACGUUCCGACGCCUCGAGGCCGCGUUUGGGCCGCCGUACGACCCGCAGUCGCCGACCAAGGCUCUCGGCCCGUGGGCAGACACGAAGAAACCUGGUCCGCUGUUCCGCUGA